Messenger RNA from Cyclopterus lumpus (lumpfish), 1461 nucleotides. RefSeq names its product RAB34, member RAS oncogene family a (gene rab34a). Gene Ontology annotation, biological process: endocytosis; phagosome-lysosome fusion. The record is from RefSeq and is a predicted model, not a curated record. The transcript has 11 exons. Gene Ontology annotation, molecular function: GTPase activity; GTP binding. The coding region runs from base 262 to 1065 and encodes 267 amino acids. NCBI's taxonomy places the organism in Eukaryota, Metazoa, Chordata, Actinopteri, Perciformes, Cyclopteridae.
AAGAAAAAAGGAAUCCAGGGAUCUGAGUCAGCAGCAACGGCGGCUUCAGUCUGCUUCUCCUCCUCCUCGACUUCCGUGGAUCGAUUUCAGCUCUGAUCACCAUACAAUCCACACGUUCACGUUGAUCAAUGACCAUGCAUGAGUCUACAUCACAAUAGGAAGCAGCCUGUGUGAAGCAAAAGCCGAAGCACAGAGGAGAGAAGAGUCGGUCUCGAUGAGCUCACCACGUGUCCCUAUACUAAACAUUUACCACAAAGCUUCAUGUCCGUCCGAGUCUCAGCCAUGAGUGUUCUUCCUCCUGUCCGAAAGGACCGUAUCGUUGCUCAGCUCCCUCAGUAUUUCAGGAAGGAGGCAGCCUUCCACACGGAGGAGGACUUCAACAGUAAAGUGAGGACGGCCUGUCAGGAGCAGCGUACUGGCACUGUGGGCAGAUUUAAAAUCUCAAAGGUCAUUGUUGUGGGUGACCUGGCUGUGGGGAAAACCUGUCUGAUUAAUAGAUUUUGCAAAGAUGCUUUUGAUAAAAACUACAAGGCAACGAUCGGUGUUGACUUUGAGAUGGAGCGCUUUGAAGUGCUGGGCAUUCCCUUCAGCCUUCAGCUCUGGGACACUGCAGGCCAAGAGAGGUUCAAGUGCAUCGCCUCCACGUACUACAGAGGAGCCCAAGUUGUGAUUAUCGCGUUUGAUGUAAACGACGUGGCCUCUUUGGGCCAUGUGAGACAGUGGCUUGAAGACGCCCUGAAAGAGAACGACCCCACCGCGGUUCAGCUGUUCCUUGUUGGCACAAAGAAAGACCUGAGCUCUCCUGCACAGUAUUCUCAGAUCGAACAAGAUGCCAUCAAAAUAGCACAAGAGAUCAGCGCAGAGUAUUGGGCCGUGUCGUCGCUCACUGGGGAAAACGUCAAUGAGUUUUUCUUUCGAGUUGCAUCAGUGGCCUUUGAGACCAACGUUCUUGCUGAGUUGGAGAAAAGUGGAUCGAGGCAAAUUGGGGGCGUCGUCAGAAUUAAUAGCACUUCAAACAAUGUGCAUGCUUCAUCAAAGAAGAAGCAGCCAAACUGCUGCCAGUAAGGAUGGCAGCAGAGGUUUAAAGUCAAAGGUACAGACUGAAAAUGAGGGAAAAGACUGGAGGUAUUUCUGUGGUCAAGGCAGGACGAGGGACGAUGUUUGACUUCAGUUUUUCCUGGCAGAGAAAGAAUUUUCCCCUGUGGGAUGUGGAUGCUUGUGGUAUUGCUCAGUUUAACUUGUCUGGAGUUAUUGAGCGACGAAGCAAUUCCACACAAAAUGACUGUUCUGUUACUGCAAAGAUGCCAAAGAGUGACUGGAUGUUUUUGUGUGUGGGUGCUUAAAUAUUUAGUCUCGCUGCUGUAUUUUGUUUAACAAUUAAGAUUUCUCUUCAACUUCAAACAUCAUCGUUGCUAUUGUUGUUGUAGAUGCAGAUUACUUUUCAUCUAAAGUAUAUUCUUC